Drosophila ficusphila is the source of this 1279-nucleotide messenger RNA. Its product is annotated as protein FRA10AC1 homolog. The record is from RefSeq and is a predicted model, not a curated record. Gene Ontology annotation, biological process: dephosphorylation. The transcript has 2 exons. The coding region runs from base 62 to 841 and encodes 259 amino acids. Lineage: Eukaryota; Metazoa; Arthropoda; Insecta; Diptera; Drosophilidae. Gene Ontology annotation, molecular function: phosphatase activity.
GAUAUCUUCUAGUACAGAAUUCAUGAAGUUGAUAGCAUGAACAUAAAAGACAAUAACAACAAUGAGCGGUUCGCAACUAUUUCCCGUGAAUCUGAAUAAUCUUACAGCCAAGGAACGGCACAACUAUAUUCUCAACCACUACGUCCUUAAUUCUUCGGAGGAUGCUGAAUCCCGCCGCCACAAGCGGGACAUCGAUGUGAUCCGGGAGAAUCAUCGCUUCCUGUGGGAGGAUGACGAGGUGGACACCGAUUCCCUUAGCUGGGAGCAGCGUUUGGCCCUGCGGUACUACCGGAAGCUAUUCAAGGAGUACUGCAUAGCGGAUCUGUCGCGCUACAAGGAGAACAAGAUAGCCUUGCGCUGGCGAACCGAGCAAGAGGUGGUCACCGGUAUCGGCCAGUUCCAGUGCGGCAGUCGUCAUUGCGGGGAGCGGACCAAUCUGCGUAGCUGGGAGGUAAACUUCAAGUACAUCGAAAAGGGAGAGCCACUUAAUGCGCUGGUUAAGGUGCGCCUUUGUCCCACACACACGGAUCAGCUCAACUACCGCACCAAGAAGAGAGAAUAUAAGAAUCAGCGACGCCGGGAAAAGGAGGAACGCAAAGCUGACCGAAAAAAGAAGCGUCGAAAACUGGAUGUGGAGGAGGAAACAUCCUCAGACAACGAAGAGGAAAAGGAGACUAAGGGAACAACAACAGAACCAGAGCAAGAGACCAACAACAAGGAACCUCCAACAGAGGAGAGCACAGCAGACGACCAGAUUUGGCGGCAGCAACCCGAUCUCGGCCUGGAGCCAAACACCAGGGAGCAGGAGUUUGAGCGCUACUUAGAAGAUCUCCUCUUUUAAAAUACAUAGCACAUUUAUUUUGAUUCAACGUAGACAGUAGUGCUCUUUUUUAUAGUUACUGGCCGCGAGACGCGUUCGCUUACGAACUAAGAUGUACAUGUACACUCACAUUUACAGGAUUAUUCACAAAAACUGCGUGUUAAAACCGACACCAAAUCUAAAGUUGAACUGGACAUUAAGGCUGUGACUUUGAUUUUUGGAAAAAAUAUUCCGAAAUCGCUACAUUAUAUGCAUAUACAUAGUUCAACCGUAAUUUCUGUAUCCGAAGAAAGCGAACCGAGAAGUCGAAAAUACGUAACGUAAUAUCUAACGAUUACGUGCUCUUCUGUGGUAAAAAAAAAUAAUUGUUUAAAGCCUGCCACUGAAGCGUUUUCUAAAUAUAGAUCGCUCUUGAAUAAAUAUUGCCGAUUGUUUACACUCCACGAAUAAAGAAAUCAC